AAAAAAUCAAUAAAACCAACAGUAAGGUUCAAUUGACCCAUAAACCAAGUGGAUUGGUAGUUACCUGCCAGUAUUCCAGGUCGCAGGAAUCAAAUAGAAAGAAAGCAAGAGAAAUUCUAGCCUUGAAGUUGGACGAAAUGCAGAAUCCAGAAACUUGUCGAACUGCAGUUUUGAAUACCAGGAAGACGUUACUCAAGAAAUCUAAAAGCAAAAAAUCAAAUAAGAAGUAUAAGAAAUUGGAUGAGGAAAACCAGUUGGCAAAAGAGAAAGAGCAUGAGCUUCUAGCACAAGUGGUCGACCCUGAAGCUGAGUUGGAUCAGUUAAUGAAGAAGGUUUAGUUUUUUUGCGCUAAAUUUGCAACCAGCUUUAAAAAAAAAGGAUGAGCGCUAGAAACACCCACUUCUAACCCGGCGGUUUUACAUCGAAAAAUGGUAUCUAAUAGAGUUGUAGUUGGUUCUGUGGUUGGGAUUGUGUUUGGGUUUAUGUUGCUUGUUGGGUUGCUUGUGGGAUUUUGCUGCUGUGUUGUGAUUGAUGUGCCUGGUAAGCGGGUAAAAAUUACUGAUUUGAGAAUCAUGAUUGUUUCAAAGCUGAAGGUAGGAGACAUCGAGCAGUUGAGCUCCGAGGAGGCGAAGGCAGUCGAUGAAGAUUUGAAUUCAAGUGGCGACGGUUCAAGAAAGAAAGACGACCAAGCCAGCUUAUUGAAGUUAGGUUCGAUUAAAACCCAGGGCGGCGAUGAAGGAACCGACCAAUAUGAUAGUUUAUCGCGUACUUUAGUAAUACAAAAGAUGCUACAAGAGAAGAGUCCGAUCAAGCAAGUACGCGAUCCCUACAGCGAAAGUGUGAUUGAAGUUGGAGUGGUGGUAGUAGUGGUGAAGGAAUUUCUGGGAAGCGAGGCGAAUGAGUUUAAGAUGUUGCAAACGGGGGAUUUACUUAGAGUGAUGAAAUUCUAUUAUAAGGAACCUAAAAAGGAAGAACAAAGGGUGUUGCAACUUUCUAAGCAAAAUGAUCAGGAAAAAGAAUUUAUUGAUAAUAAUACAAAAGAAGAAUUUAUGGAUCAGGAUGAUUUGAAAUAUGACCAGAUAUAUUGUACAGGGGUGAUAUUGAACACUUAUUUAGAGUAUGAUGGUGGAUUAUCAAUAAGGUUUCGGCCAACGAGCGAAAUAAGGGAUGGAGAAUUGAUGAAAGAUUUCCCGUUGAGUUCAAUAUCUUUAGAAACCACGGUGCUUAAAAGCGUUUAGUUUGAUUUGAAUUGCUCAUAAGAUUUCCAAUCCUCCAAGGCUUUUAUUGCCGAUUGCCAAUUGGAAUAAAGAAUAUCAUUUUCUUGUCUUAAUUUUGAGAUUGUUGGAUCAGAUGAAGUCGAGUCGAUUUGAGAAUCAAUCGAAUUGAUCAAAUCAUUCAAAUAAUGGAAGUUUUUAUAAACGUUAUUGAUCAACGGUUUAGAUAAGAUUUCAAAAGAUUCAAGUUCGUCGGAGUCGUCAUUCA
Molecule: messenger RNA, 1482 nt
Organism: Hyphopichia burtonii NRRL Y-1933
Lineage: Eukaryota; Fungi; Ascomycota; Pichiomycetes; Serinales; Debaryomycetaceae
Exons: 1
Coding region: 429-1238 (269 amino acids)
Source: RefSeq, a predicted model, not a curated record